UAUAAAGACGGACGUCUUGUGCUUUCAUGAAUUCGAAAUCAUGAAACAUUAUAUUCCAGUUGAAGUUCAACGAUUGUUGGACAAUUUGAAGGCAGCGAUAGUGCAAGCUAAAACCCAGAGUAUACAACUCGAUAAUGAAAAUCAUCAAGUGUUACUGGUUAGAGCCGAUCAAGUCUUACUAUGUUACAAAUAUAAUAAGAAAACGACUUUGUGGCAAUAUUUGUGGGCUGAGAAGGAAAUUUUUUCUGCUUCGGAUGAACUCGAAUACUGUCCAUGGUUUGUAAGCGAAGACGGGUUCAUCGUGUUGAGGAAUGGAAUUGGAUUACAUAUCUACAAGUUAGAUGGUCAAAUUAAAUUAAACUAUCUAUCGUCAGAUGGCCGCUAUCAUGAUGCAUAUGGAUGGAAUCAGCCGGAUUGUACUUUGCUGUUUGGAUACUUCUACUCCGAUUCCACACAAAUAGGAGUUAUGAGUCGAGAUGUUAAAGGAAAUAUAUCUUUUGAAGCUGUUAAUAAAAAUGAAGCCUUGAAAUUUUCUCAGCUUUCAAUUUGGAAAAUGGAAACUAAUCCACAUGUAGCAACACAUUGGAAAAACGUAAAAACAGGAAUCACUUUGUCGAACAUAGAUGCAGGUAGUCAACAGGCUUUCAUAGUACGAAAAAUUGGUGAGCUUGGUAUUUAUAAGCUCGGGAGAACUCAUGUAAUGGAAAACGUGCUCACAACAAAACUAAUACCGUUCUCUGGAGAAUCAGGGGACCAGACUUUUUUCGGAAAGAUUUCUUCAGAAAGGCAUUCUCUACAUGAUAUUUUACAUUUCAAUUCUAGUGGAAUGUCACUAUACAGAUACGUACCGUCUUCACGAGAUUAUCAACCGAUACUUUAUGUUUCAAAGUUCUCAGAAAAACUCGGAUGGGCAGCUGAUCACACUAGUUCCACAGUUCUGUAUGACAUUGAUAGUGAUGGAUUAGACGAAUUGGUAUUCAAUGGACCGUCAGGAUUCAACGCUUUAUCAAUUUCUCCGGAAUCAGAGAUUGCUGUCAAUAUGCUAAGUGAGAAAGACUUUAAUGUUACUAGUAGACAUGUUAGAUCGUUUGCAACGUUAAAUUUGAAUAAGGAACAAACUAUCAUAUCAAUUAGUGCGGGUGGAAUAAUUUCUUUCCGAUUGCAGCUAUCCACAGAAGAUACUUCUAGAGCAGUAGAACGGGAUCAAAAAGGCGAUGAGGUUACUUUGGACGCAAUUCCUCAACUUCUUUCAACUUCAGCAAAUCGAUCCGCUUUACCUUUGCAUGAUCAGAUCGAUUUUAAGUCAUUUUUGUAUCCGAGAAACCCACUACUUGGGACACUUGAUUUUUCUAUUCCAAUAGUGGAUGUGCCAAAUGCUUUCGGAAUACCCAUUUCUCAAUCCAUUAUGUAUCGGGAAUAUAAUUCCGCCGAUAUUCUGGGCUCCGGUUGGGCCUUACCUAUUGACUGCAUUUAUGUGGAUCGUAGGGGUAGCAUCUUUUCUAUUGAACAUACCUAUUACCUAGUCAAGGACGGCGCUCAAUCACAGUUGAAACCGAAAUUCGAGAAGCAUGAAACAGAUCAAAUUUCCUUCACGUUGGAUGGAUCUCCCGAAAUAGGCAUUCAUUUUUUUAAAUCCAGUAAUAAAUGGGAGAUAAAAACUAAAUUCGAACUAUUUUCAUAUGGGUCGGUCAAAAAUGUCGAUUGGAUCCAGUGGGAACCAGGAUCCGAUGAGUGGCCUGUUGUGAGCAACACAACUCUUCCUAUGAAAACGAAGCCGUUCAUUUGGUUUCUUUCAUUACGGAAGGAUAUUCAUGAAAAUUUCCUGAAAUACAUAUACGAACCAGAAUAUUCCUCGUUGUCUUCGGGGAAAAAAUACGUCGAUAGAUUAAGUUUGAUAAAAGUUUCAAGUAAUAAUGGCGACUUCGUACGAUUUAGCUAUGAUCAUCUUUUUAACUCGAAAUUAUUGGUAGGAUUUUUCGUGCAAACUGCAAGCUACACCCAAGAUGUUAAAUUUCAGUAUAGUUUAGUAAAGUCCACCCCUCGGUUAGUUUCAAUAGAUCAGCUUGCACUGCCAGUGUUGCAAUUUAAAUAUGAUGGUUCGAAGGGUGAGCUUACUGAAAUCCACUUUCCAAAUGGACUGGUGUCGAAAUUUUCCUAUAGUCAUUUACGGUUUCCAACCGCUUUAACAGCGAAUAAGUUUAGUUUCUCUUCCGACGCCCAGGUGACCAAUGGGCCAAAUUACACGAUAAUCAGUGGAAAAACUGAAUCGGACCAAGUUCGUAUAAUAGCGCGAGACGUUGUUGGAUCAGAUACUACAGACAUGUCAGCGCUGGUGUUUCCUCAUCUUGGCAAAGAGCCUGUUCAGAGUUAUGAAGUUUUCACAGCUGAUCACUUUUUUCUCGUAUCACUAUCUCACGAGACACACAAGGAACUAUGCUUAUUUAAAAGGAUGGCGCAUGGUGCUUGGUCAGCGGAAGCCUCGUGUAUGAAACUUUCCAAGGAAAGUAUCCUAAUGGCAGGAAAAUCAUUUUUGUUGAUCAGAAAUGGUGAAAAAUUAGCCCUUUUACAGUUGCUUGGUGAGCGAUGGGAUGUAAAACCUGUAUUAAACAACCUUGCUGAUAAUACAAUAGUACAAGCAUUUUCCUAUGCCUAUGUUACCUACAACGAUUCGGAGUUGAAUGUGAAUUUUCAAGAUGGCAACGGUACUUGGGUAACAAAAGUUGUACCAUUUGGUACUAACAUGAUAAAAUCUAGUAAAAGCAUUUUCGAAAGUUUUGAUACAGAUGAGACUACUAUUAAAAAUCUCCAGAAUAUUUUCAUGGGAGGGGUUCUUAACACCCACCACAACGCAAUAAUUAUCAGGACAUUAUCUCUUUCAGAAAAUAAGCUUUAUUCGAAUAUGCAUUUUAAAAUUUUCAAUGAAAAAUACGAACUAACAAACCAAGAAACAGUCACCAUUUUAGUAGAAGAUUUGGACAAUUAUCUACUGAGUCUUCCUCCUAUGAAUAACAACUAUUUUAAAAUUGGCUACAAAAAUGUUGAUGGAAAGUACAGAGUUGUUGUUAAAAACCACACUGGCGAAAUUUUAGAUGAGGUCAGUAAAAUCAAAGAAAAGGUCGAAGAAGAAAUACGUAAACAUCCGCACGCAUCGGAUGCAGAAAAGAAUAAGUAUCGUCGUGAAAGUUUCGAAAAACUUGAUAGUGAGCUUCAGGAGAUUUAUAAGAAUGUUACAGCAGGGAUUCCCUUUGCGAUUGAUCCUGCUAAAUUUGGUGUUUUUGUUAACAGUGAUAAUGUUGUUUCCGCUUCAAAUAAGUUCAGAUUCAAUGGAAUACGUUGGGAUUAUGAGAGAAUUCCCCAAUCAGAAAUCAGCAUAUCCGAGUUUAGCUUGAAACUUGGUGAAUCGAUUACCUUAACAAAAUCUGACACAAACGCUACAUUCAAACUUUACAAUGGUGCAAGUUUGCUUUGGGAUCUAGAAACACCACAUGGUAACGACCUUCUGGUGAAUUAUCCGGCCUUCGUCGGAGUCCAAAAUCCAAGCAGCGGUAGUAAAAUUUUUACUUUCGCAAAUAAUAAAAUUCAUCAUCUACCGGAGGGGGAAAUUGUUAGCAGAGUUAGCAAUUACUUUGGUAUUGUAACCUCUACUGACGACAAAAAAUCCGUGACAAUAAGAUCGCUGAAAUCUUUGCUAGAUUUUCGUCAAAAUGCUAUCACAAAGCAAACAUUGGUUCAUGAUGAACUGCACGAACGGUCAUCUACGUUCGAGUAUGACUUGACAAAAGUCAGACAAUAUUCUGAUGGUUUUACAUUUACCAAAUCGAAAGUUUUGCCUGGUGGCAAACCAGAGUUCGGGUGGUAUGAAGAAUCAUUCAAUUUGGCCGCGAUUGGCAAUAGUAGUAAAACUGUUCACAACUCCAAAGGAGGUGUUGUUAAGAUACUAAAUCCCGAGACAGAUGAGAAAAUUGAGCCUUUUGAUGAAGAUACAAUGUUAACGGAUCGUUUAGGACGCUACAAAAUUGCUGAUUUUCGACCUUAUAAACUUUCUCAAGAGGUAGUGUCUUAUUACGGAUUUGAACCAUACGAAGUGAACCGAAUUGGAGUUCACCAAAAAUGGAUUUUUGAUAAACAGCUAAUACUGCGGGAGCAUCUAAAUCAUUUUCUUAGAUUAAAGCCUGGAUCUUCGAUUACAGGUCAAUUCCGGCCAACACUGAAAGGGAUGUCGUACGUGGCAUCCUGCUGGAUUCGCACAGAUCAAAGUGCUUUUGUUGCUAAAAGUUUGACUUUGAAAGUAAUUUCAACAGAUAACGAAAUGCUGAGAGAAAUCAAGGGGAAAAUUCAAAGUCACAUUAGUGGCUGGUAUUACGUGGAGGCUCUCUAUCGGAGUGACUCGGAAACUGAUCAAAAUCGUUUUGAUAUAGAAGUGAAGAAUUUCGGUACACAUUCGCUGGACGUCGACCACGUACUUUUAACCCCGUUGCACUUUAGCUUCGAAAUCAACAUAUUGGAGGGUAGAAGAGGAAUAGCUAGAGCUGUUUUGAUGAAUUCCGGAUUGUUAAGGCAAACGGUACUUGAUCGUUUCGGAAAUGUUGUAGCUCAGAUUUCCGAACUAGGCAUAGUAAUCUUUUAUACUUUGAAAUCAAAAAAUUCAGCCUUGGUGAAAAAUAAAAAAAUGAUAUCGCGUGUUGAAAUGCGACCGACGUUUGGAGACAUUGAAUAUAGCUUUGAAAAGAAAAGUCACCUUAAAACAUUAAAAUAUUCACCGGAUAUUUUUAGCUUAAGGUUUUUGUACACAUUGUCGGGAGCUGGUAGUAUUUCCAUAACUUUGGGAUAUUUUUCUAUGAAAUUAUAUCAACACAAUGGUCAUAACAACUUAAAAAUCAGUACCUUUGAACCAGUUGUCAUUAAUUCGGAAGGAGAAUGUACGGUUUUGUUAACAAAAUCUCAUUUUGUUAUUUGGAUAGAUGGUCAUCUAAUAUUGGAAAGAACAUUUGAGUCUACAACGAAAGCUUGGUCAAAUGUAAAUUUUAAGGUGACCGGCCAAACUUCUUUUUCUGAGAUUAUAUUUAUGUAUGAUCCAGCGGUGAAGGUGUUUUAUCAAAACAAACUAGGUCUCACUAUUCAAGAGAUAACUUUGAAAGAUCACAACACUAUCAACAGUCGUCAAAUCGUCUACGACGAACUCGAUCGACCUGUUCUGAAAACGAAAUGGACUGAGUUGAAAACAAAUGGACACACUCUUCUUGACUACAAUCCGAAGCUCGUUACAAAUUUGGAUUCUAUUCUGCUAGAUAGGAAAGUCGAGGGUCUCGCUGAUCAACUGAAUCCCGAAUGUGAAGGUUAUCCGUUUAGCUGGAUUUCAUACCGGGACGACCCUUUGGAAACGAAAUCUUCGAUGGGACUUCCUGGAAAACCAUUUUCUUUUGUGGGGCCCCACAAAACAAAAUACGGUUCGAAUCCAAAUAUCGCUUUUUUAAAAGUUUUGUUUCCAACAGCAAAACAAUUCAAGCAUGAUUCUGAACUGAGCUCCGGUGGUUCGUUAACAGUCCAUGUAACAGAUAAACAUGAGAAUAAAGUUGCCGAACUAGUUAAGGUAGUAAAUCACAAUCACCGACUGACCACGUUUGAGUAUGACGACCAAAAUAGACUCAUAUGUGUUUUGCCACCAAUUUACCAUCGGAAGAUUAAUACUUUAUCGAAAACUAAUGCAUUCGAAUCACUCAAGUUGAAUACUGAAGAGAUAAUGCUACGAAAUUCGUGGGGUAGAUACUACCGAUAUGACACGAAUGGACGUUUAGUAGGAAAACUGACACCAGACUCUGGAAAACAACAAUUUGUAUACUCCGAUGAGGGAUUACUUAGGUUCAUAAUACAUGGUGAUCGAGAAUUUUCUAAGUACCAUGUAACGUAUUACACUUAUGGAUUCGACGGAAAAACUGUCGAGCGGGGUUUACUAGAUAUACCAAGAAGUGAGUUACACACGUUUUUGCUCAAUAAUGCUUCAUUGCCAAAGUCAUCCAACUUUAUAGUAUACGAUUUUGGCGAAAACGAACUUGUUCCUUCACACAGGAAUCGUGUACAGAAAUCCAGAAAAGUGUCCAAUGGUGUAACAGCCACGGAAGUUUUAUUGUUUAACGGACAAGAACAACUUUUGAAUCAUAUAUUCGUUUCAUCUAAUAAAUCAUUAUCUAUUGAUUACAAAUACAGAAAUGAGAAGAUAACUGAAAUCAGUUAUCCGUUAGCAACAAGCGGUGAACUACUCAAGCUAUCAUACGAAUAUACUGCGAAUGGUAAAAUAAAAACUAUUCGUAUGAGUGACCGUGUGCUUGCAUCUAUGACAUACACUGCUUCUGAUGUUAUGAAGGAACUACAGUUUGAGCCGAAUAGUCGCUACACCUAUAAUCGCACAUUCGCGUACAAUGAACCAGGCUACGUAUCGUCAAUUCAGGAUAGUUUCUUAACUGAGUCUAUAGAUUAUAUUUCAAACAGCUAUGGUGGGCAAUCAUUCGGUGAUGGGACGGUUUCAGCUACCACUUUCAGUGCGACUUGGCACAAUUACAGUAAUUUAGAGCUGAUUAAAUUGAAACCAGAGCAUUUUGUUUCCAGUGAGACUACCGUGGAUCAAGCAAAACUUUGCUUCGAAUCACUCAAAAAACUAGGAUAUCUAGACGAACACGAUCGUCCACAGAGAGGAUUUUAUCCGGCAUCGGAACUCCAAAUGUCAUUAAUAUGUAACACUGGAAGUAGAGCAAAUUACAUAUCAGCUACACUAACUAACGGAUUCACAUCGCGAUAUGGGCAUCGAUACGAUUAUGAAAAUCACAAGCAAUUGAUUAAGGCUAAAUAUUUUCAAAAUUUUAACGAAAUACCACAGGAUCCUCUAACAGAAAUUACUUUUUCGAAAAAUAUCAAAGAGAUCACCGUCUCUGAAUCGAAAACAAUUUGGAACAUACUAAAAAUGGCAGGCUUCAUCAUUACCGAUUGCACCAAUAGUGAAGUUUGUCAUGCCCUACCCGGAAAGUCGCUUUUCCAUCCAACGAUAACGAACCAUAUCAACACUGCCUCUUUGGAAAUUCUUUUUGCCAGUGCUAUUAAAGCCCGUAAGGAUAUACCAGAGCAGAUAUUUUCUGCUGUCUGUAAAACAUGGCAUACACAUGACCCAUUCAGCCAAGAGAGAAUUUGUAGCGCACUUUGGACAGACCUGCUCUCCAAAAGCUUCGUAGGUACCAAAUCCGACAAAUCAACGAAAGCAUUGAGCCCAGAAUUGAAGCAGGCACUGAAAAACCAUUCAAGAUAUCUAGCUCGAAUAGUGUCCGUUUUAUACGAUAACUUUGCGAGUGGUUUAGGCAAAUAUAACGCAGAUGUUCAAUCGUAUGAUAUAGAUGCAAAUGGCAAUCAUAUGCACUUCUAUACAGGAUUUAGGCGCUAUCGACUGGAAUACACGGAGAACACGAAUAAGAUAUCGAAAGUUUUUCUUAUAGAUCUGAAAACUGAAGCAUUGCAAGAAGUCGAGUUUCCUAUGGAACAUGACUUUGAAGGAAGUGUGACGAAAGCAACGCAUAAAGGAAUCAACAAGAUCGUGUAUGAUCCUUUGAUCAAACGAGCCAGUCGAAUCGAAAUGACGGAUGGGCGAACGGUCGUAUUUCAAUAUGAUGUUCGCGGUGAACGAUUAUCGAAACAAGUGAAGGAUAUAAAUGGUCAUAUUGUAAAAGAAAAGUUCUACGUGCGCAAUUCAAAAGGAAAAUGCUUGGUAGACUAUGAGGUGACGCACUUGAAAGAUGACAACACACGACACGUUCGCAGUACUGCGUACGUCUACACAGACGACAAUCUGAUUGGAUUCAUUCGUGAUAAUCAAUUCUAUAGCGUUUUUGUCGAUCAUGAAGGCUCCGUCCGAUUGGUUAUUAGGAAUGGUGAAGUUGUAGCAGCUUAUGAUUAUCUACCCUACGGACAAUUACUACGAGUAUAUAAUAGCGAUCCGGAAGGAGCAAUAGCUUAUCGUUAUACAGGUCAGGAAUGGGAUGAAGAAACCGGAUUAUACAACUUCCAUGCUCGCUUGUACGAUCCCGAGAUUGGUCGAUUCUUUCAAAUUGAUCCUAAGGAACAGUACGCUAGCCCUUAUGUGUACGCAGGUAAUUCUCCAAUUUCUCUAGUCGAUCCGGAUGGACAGUUUGCUUUCGUGGUUGCUCUAGCAUUUGCUGCGGCAGGUGCUUACCUGGGUGCAUCCGCUGCUAACAAUUCAUUUAAUCCAGUUAAGUGGAAGCUUAAACCAUCUUUAAUUGGUGGUAUUAUGGGUGGAGUAUUGGGAGGGUUGGCACCAGCCGGAAUCGGAACAUCAUUCGCUUUUCUCACGGCUACGGUUGGACUAUCGAGUGUUGCUGCGGGGGGACUGAUAGCUACAACAUCCGUUGGUUUUGCAUAUCUUAGUAGCGCUGCUGCAAAUAAAAACUGGAAUCCGAUUGAAUGGAAUUGGUCAAGUCCGCAAACGUGGAAUUCGCUCUUUUCGGGUAGUCUCACAGGGGCGACAUUAUUCGCGGGCGUAGGAAAAGUUCAUGGUAAAUUUUUAGCCCUCAGCGGAUCGUCAAGAAUCGUAUUCGUAGGAGUAGUAUCUGUAAGUACUGGAGGUAUAGCACUUUACACUGGAUCUAUGGCAAAUAAUGGAAGCUUCAGUUUUUGGAAGUGGAACUGGGAAAGUCCUGAUACUGUGUGGAAAGUCACGAUGGGUGCUAGUUUCGGUAUGUCAAUAUCUCCGGAUUUACAUAAAAUACAAAAAGGCAUUGUCAAUCAAGUUAAAGAUUUAAAAAAACUCAUCCCGACAAAAGGUGUUAGUAUUGAACAGUUUAUGACUGAUGCUAAGGCUUACUUUACAGAUUCUUCCGAACUAGUCAAGCAAAUUAAAAUGACGCUUCAUGAAUUAUCCAAGCAAGUGGUUCGAUAUCCCGGAUUAGCACAGACUAUUGCUGUAAGACCAAAGGGAACCACAUUCACUGAUAGUGUCCUAGAAACUGUUGAGUCUGUUUUGUAUGAAGCGUCUAAAUAUGAACCCCUUAAAAACAUUACGGGGGAUCUCGCUGAUAGAGUAAAUGAAAUGAAGAACAUUGACCAACGAGAAGGCUUACGUAGAAAGCGGAUGGCGGAAUGCUGCCAAUUGCAAGUUAUAAACCAUGCAACUACAGCAACUCAUCCGAGUAUGUUAAACUCGGCUGCUAGAACUCACUUUCAAUCGUUUGAUUAUCUUUUCAGUGCAUUUAAUCGAUUCAAACAAUUUUUUUAUUCAAGUGAUUCAAAUACUUCUAUUACUGCAUUAAGCUAUGUCAAAAUCAAGGAAACACAUGCUGCAAUGUACACCCUCAGUAACUGCUAUUAUUUUAAAGUUCCCAGUGAACCAAUGUUUGUCAAGUGUUUUGGUUGGAAUUCUCAAUAUGAGAUUUUCUCAAAAAUUGGUGGCGAAAAUCGUCUGGUCGAUGACUCAUUCUCAUACUGUACACCUAUCGAAUACUUCGGUAGAGCAUCUGUAGCAUGUGAUGGAGAAAACAGUUCAUUGAUUUUCACGCCUUAUCACUCCGGUAACAUACUUGAUCAUAUCAAUGGAUUGAUACUUUUGGCUACGGUAACCCCCACAGCGUUAUCAAGCAUUAAAAACAAUAUAUGGUCAUUUUUAACUAAAUUCUUCGCAAAAACUGUUGCUACCACGCCACCAGAUCAAGAAGAAAUUGAUAUUUUGACGAAAAAGUGUCAUAAACUGAACGAAGGAAUCAAAAUGGCUGAAUCUAAUUUUCCUAUUAGGUUACCUUGGUUGCGGAACAUUUGGGCCGAUUUGAGGGAAGAUAUCACGACAUAUUCCAAAAAUUCUCAAAAAGCUAAUUUCAAUGCACUGUUGGAUCGCAUUAACGCUUUCGAGGACGAAUUAAUCGAAAUCGUUACCAUAUCUUAUUCCCAUGCUUCGGCAACGAAUUCGUUCCAUCCCAAUUGUUAUACAUUUUCUAAAUCGCCUGUUACUUUUCAAACAAACUGCAUUGACCGGUUACAUUCAGAAAACGCAAUUGCCUCAAUUUGAUUCAUUAACUUUAGAUAUGUCAUUGUAUUCGAACGUUAUAAUCUAAUAAAAUACUAAACUCCA
Molecule: messenger RNA, 10117 nt
Organism: Topomyia yanbarensis
Lineage: Eukaryota; Metazoa; Arthropoda; Insecta; Diptera; Culicidae
Exons: 1
Coding region: 41-10054 (3337 amino acids)
Source: RefSeq, a predicted model, not a curated record